This is a messenger RNA of Didymella exigua CBS 183.55, 1038 nucleotides long. RefSeq lists its product as uncharacterized. Gene Ontology annotation, biological process: transmembrane transport. The coding region runs from base 1 to 1038 and encodes 345 amino acids. NCBI's taxonomy places the organism in Eukaryota, Fungi, Ascomycota, Dothideomycetes, Pleosporales, Didymellaceae. The record is from RefSeq and is a predicted model, not a curated record. The transcript has 9 exons. Gene Ontology annotation, molecular function: transmembrane transporter activity.
AUGGCUACAGUUAAGAAAGAUCGGCCCACAGCUAUCAGCAUCAAUAGCAAUGCGUCAACGUACUCUCACGGUGUGUCUUUUGUGCACGAACAGUAUGGCGUCAGCGAGCAAGAUGCUCGCAUCCCGCAGGCACUCUUCCUCAUCGCCUACGGAUUUGGCUGCGAAUUGUGGCUCAGUUUAUCCCUUGUCAAUCUGUGGCAAAUUCCUUGCGCGCUAGGCAAGAGCUACGCAACUAUCCUCGUGUUCAGAAUCUUGGGUGGUCUGUCCACUGCCGGUGGAUCUGUAACACUGGGUGAGUGUGCUGUUGCGUUCCUGGUACUCUCAUCUGCAGGUGGUUCGGUAGUGGGUGUUAUCAUCGGCGCUUUUGUCAAGGCACGAAUGUCAUUACCAUGCAUUUACGGUCCCAACGAGAUUCGCAGCGGACACAGGAUUAGCUUCAAGGAAUGUGGGGCCAUAUUCUGGAGGUACUCCGGCAAACCAUUCUGCAUGUUCUUCACCGGGCACAUCGUCGUCUGGAUCUCCCUCCUCAGCGACUUCGGCGACGCCCUCAUCUUCACGUUCCUCGAAGGUUUCAAACCCUUGGUUUCCCUCGCCCCGCUCGAAUUUCUCGGCAUGAUGGGCUUCACAUGGACAAUUCUGGGCCCUGGGUGCGGCAUCCCGUGGAUUGCGCCUAUGACCUUCACCGUACUGGUCGCGAUCGUAAACUAUGCUAUCUACCAGUCCUCAGUCUACUACGAAACCGUGGCCUACGGCCCGUACGCUACCAGCACCACCGGUGGUAACGACCUUGCACGGGACAUCAUGGCCAACGUCGCUGCGCUAUACUCCACGCCGCUGUAUAAGAACAUGCCCGGCAGACUGAUCCAGUAUGCGAGUACGCUGCUAGCCUGUCUGUUAGACGUGGUGACCAAACCGAUCUACUUCAGCAGGUUUGCGCAGAGUCUGGAUAGGACGCGUGAGGAGAGGACAAAGAAGAGGAAGAGUAGUCUCGUGCGGCUGCAGGAGGAAAUUGAGUCGGAGCGGUUAGAGAGGGUGUGA